Messenger RNA from Poecilia latipinna (sailfin molly), 3659 nucleotides. RefSeq names its product T-box transcription factor 16 (gene tbx16). Gene Ontology annotation, cellular component: chromatin; nucleus. The transcript has 5 exons. The coding region runs from base 2184 to 3113 and encodes 309 amino acids. Gene Ontology annotation, biological process: cell fate specification; regulation of transcription by RNA polymerase II; pattern specification process. Gene Ontology annotation, molecular function: RNA polymerase II cis-regulatory region sequence-specific DNA binding; DNA-binding transcription factor activity, RNA polymerase II-specific. NCBI's taxonomy places the organism in Eukaryota, Metazoa, Chordata, Actinopteri, Cyprinodontiformes, Poeciliidae. The record is from RefSeq and is a predicted model, not a curated record.
CGAAGAACUGCGACACCUGUGGAUUUUACCUGGAAGUGGAUAUCAAGUAGGAGAGCCGGUGUUUGCUCUCCUACCCCUGCAGGAGCCCAUAAUUCAUGCCUGGCUUUGAGCCUGUGGUGCUAACUGGCUGCUGAUUGCCCACCCAUACACUGGGCUUUCUCCUCAUGCAGAAACUGGCUUCUUCAAGGGGAAACCAUCUUAAUUAGAUUAUCUGUCAGAGGCCUGGGCCUGUCUAGACCACCCAAUACACAACCGUCAGCAUCGUUCCCCCCCCACUACUUUCCCGCGGUCCAAUCUGAGGAUGCCUCUCAGGUACGACUUACCUGCAGGAACAGUGCAUGGUAUUACCACACCAUUAUGGGUUCACAAAGAGUUUCCCCACCCACUCUGUAAUUUGGUAGAGAAAAGAAGCGUAAAAGGGGAUUGUUAUGUAAUGUGACGUUUUACGCACUUUCUCAAGCACGUUCCCCAUCUCACUAUGUGUAUUACUUUUGUGCUCCUACAGAGCUUGUUCUUUUUGAGAAAAUAGCAACACAUUAUACUUGACCACCCUUUCCACUCCAUUUCUCUUAAUUGCGUCAAAUGACUCGCGCUGAGUGUUUACCGUGUUACACAAACACACUAAGUGGCAUUUCUGCCAUCGGUUAUGUAUGUGUCAAUGAUAUUUAUGCCGGUUUCUGGAGCCACAGCCAGAGCCCGAUCUGCAGCAGGAAAGUCCGUCCAUAUUUGUUUUAAAGUCUCUUAGCAGUUAAUAAAGGCGCAUUUCCUCCUUCCCCCUUCCUGUGGGGACGGUAUCAGGGCUCUGUUAAGUCUCUUUGAUUUCCAGCACCCCUCCAAUCACAGCUGGACCCUGACUCAUCAUUGUGUCACUUCAAAGCCUGGGAAUGGCCCUCCUGGCUCCACCUACCAAAGGGUCCCCCUUAAAAGUCAUGGUCACUCUCUCUGGCAGCAUCCAUCUGAUGCGACAGAACGGAACUGUUUGGACUCACCUUAAGCUGCUGGAUUUGUCUUCAACACAUGAGACGCGGGGGUGGACGGCGGGGGGGCUACGCUUUUGGAUUUAUCCAACAUUUGGAUUACUUGUCAUCCUUUCAUGCAUAGAAAUCCCAAACUUCUCCUGUCUGGCCACUGAAACUGGAAAAUGCAGUCCAUCAGGGGUGAGUUCCCGACGCCUUUUUAUUGAAUUGUAAAGCAGAAUUGAACCUGUCCUCCUCAGUUCAUCCCUGAUCAAAAACUCAACCCCUUUUGGUGUCAAAUGUCUAUAGUAAAUCUUACUUUGCUGCAGAGCUGAAGUCUAACUUCAGCGGUCCACCUCCUGCCUCCAUGGCCGCUGGCCCUGACGCCUAUCUCCAGGGCAGCAUCAGGAUGACUCUGGAAGACCUUGAGCUGUGGAAGACGUUCCAUGAAAUUGGAACGGAGAUGAUAAUCACCAAACCGGGCAGGUGAGACGGGGCUUUUCACACAAAAAUAUUCAGAAAGAUGUUUUCCUCAUUUGUGUAUUCUCUCUUGUAUUUUAAGGAGGAUGUUCCCACACUGUAAACUGAGUUUAUCUGGUCUUAUUCCGUGUGCCAAGUACAUCUUACUGGUUGACAUGGUUCCAGAGGAUGGCUUCAGGUAUAAGGUAAGGCCUAUAAAUUAUAACUGUGUUGUCUUGACUUGUAAAGAUCCCUCUGUGGUUAGCAGAUACCCCCUGUUCAUCACCCCCCUCCCCUGACGUUGCACAUCAAAGACCCCUAUCUCUUCCUGUUUUUCUAUCCCCUGCUGGGACCUCACUGUACUACCCCCUGCCUCCAUGGGUGGUAUCCUCCAGCCGUCACUCUCGGAGCAAUCGUGGGAAGUUAGGGAAGAUGAAGUUUCUUCUGUAAAUCACCUUUUUUCAGAGGCUGAUUGACUUACGAUGCGUCUCCUCCCCUGCAGUGGAAUAAAGAGAAAUGGGAGGUGGCAGGAAAAGCGGAGCCUCAGCCUCCCUGCAGGACAUACCUCCACCCAGACUCUCCGGCCCUGGGGAGCCACUGGAUGAAACAAAGCGUCUCGUUCCUCAAGCUCAAGCUCACCAACAACACACUCGACCAGCAUGGGCAUGUGAGUAUUAAAUAAUCAAGGGAUUUUCCAGUUUAUGUUGAGUUUAAAAAGAUCUUUGGGGUACUCUUACCCUGACUUGUCUGCAGAUCAUCUUGCACUCAAUGCAUCGCUACCACCCUCGUUUCCACGUUGUCCAAGCAGACGACCUGUUCAGCGUCCGCUGGAGUGUGUUCCAGACUUUCACCUUCCCAGAGACGUCCUUCACCGCAGUCACUGCCUACCAGAACACCAAGAUCACAAAGCUGAAGAUCAAUCACAACCCGUUUGCAAAGGGUUUCAGAGAUGAGGGCACUAAUAAAAAAAGGCGUGCAAACAAAAACCCUGCAUGUGUAGAAAAAAGGGCCAAGAUACCAGGAGUGUUGAACGAGGACUCCAAGGACAGCAGUUCACCAGGGUUCUGCCAGUCAUCGUAUGAUGGUUACAACGGAGAAGAGGGCCGCCUGGUCAAAAGGAAAGACGAGGAUGCUGUAAAGGAAGAGCGAUACUCCCCCUGGAGCGCCGAGAGGCAGCAGGGUGUGAGGACCGACUCUCCCGCCAGGACGGACACAAGAGAUAUCUACAACACGGAGCAGCUCGUUCCCGCUCCUGCAUCCUACCAGCCGUUCAGGGCCCAUGAGUACAGAAAGUCUCCAUCCCCCUCCUCGAGCGUUGGCAGCAGCAUCACCGGAUCUGGACGGAGCAGCUUCGAGCCCAGAGUUCCUGACAUUGCCACCGUCCCCGAUCACGACUCCUCUAAGCCCGGCCCUUCCCACUGCGGGCCCCAGCCCCUGCCGGGCCCCCAGGACUACAGCGGAGUGCUGAACAUGACCAUGGCCCAGGCCGGCAAGCCAGGGGUCAUCGGCCACCACAUUUACAGCCCCUACAGCACGGAACAGCCGCUGGGCCAGUGGAGCGGGCCGGGACCUGCGCAGUAUCCCCCUCCUCACCCUCUGACCGCCGACUACACCUCGCAAGCUGUGCACCAUGGCUAUCACCAUGGCAACGUGGGCGAAUGGAGCCAAUAUCCGUUGUUCUCUUACUCCUGCUGGUGAGCAGGCUCUUCAGUGUCAAAUGAUUGAGAGCUUAUUAAAUCUGACGGCCGACGUGAGGCACACAGACCCGACAACGCAUGCCCCAAACGACGCUGAAGGCCUGAUACCUGUGGCAAGAGGAAGGAGGAGGAAGAGGAAGAAAUGUGGCCCAGUGGGCCUCGACUUUCAGGAGACACCAAAAUCUCUCCAAACAUCGGAGCCCUGUGGGAUGACCGUCCCCGUCUAUUUAUUUCAUGUUUUGUCUCAUCUACGGCGUAAAUGUUAUUUUUGUACAGAAAAAGAAGAAUUAAACCUAAGUGUGCAAAUUAUGUGUGUCUAUGUCUUGUAUUGUGAAGUGAAAAUAAAAAAAUCUUAUGCAAUACUAUUUCUUUGUUGUCUUGCGUUCUGAUCUUCAUACAUUCCCAGCACAGACGCCGCUGACCGGCGCUGCCUUGCAGGGAUGGAACAUUUAUACUUCAUGUCAACUCAAGACUGAGCGUAUUCCGACAUAUACUAAAUCGUCCAACUUCACAUCAAAGGUUUAGAUGUAUUUGCAGUGAUUUUACU